Messenger RNA from Brassica napus (rape), 2951 nucleotides. Its product is annotated as auxin-responsive protein SAUR50. The record is from RefSeq and is a predicted model, not a curated record. Gene Ontology annotation, biological process: response to auxin. Lineage: Eukaryota; Viridiplantae; Streptophyta; Magnoliopsida; Brassicales; Brassicaceae.
ACAACAAACCCGUCACGGCUUACGACUUUUUUUUGUCUCUCGCCCUCGUCUACUAAUUAAUUUUUCCCAAGAAUUUACGCGUGAUUUUGUUUUCUUUCUAGAUUUUUUUUCGACAUUGUAUAUGUAGUAAAUGAAUUAUGAACGCAGACAAAUUAUGCUACUAUUUUCUAAAGUUAUUGUACGUAACUGUAUGUGGGCAUGCUUCUUCAGUUCUUUGUUUUUUAUAAUAUAAAGAUCCAUUGUAUAUGGUUUUCCAAGUGGACAAAAGUUCGGUUAUACGCAGUGGCGAAUCUAGAUAGGUUUUGGGUGGGCAGCUGCCCCUCAUGAUUUUGUGAAAGUUUUGUUCAAAGAUUUUUUAUGUUGCCUUUUGAUAUGUUAUAUACUUAUAUACUCUGCCGCCCCGGAUGAGAAUGCACCACCACUGGUUAUAAUACGUGUUACGUUAGCACUUGGAGGAUUAUCAUUUUUCUAAUCGUAAUUCUCUCGUUUUAUAAAUAUUUUUGUAUAUUAUUACCCACUACUAGUAGCUCAUUAGGUACUACAACAAGACUCCUUUUAUGCUUACGAAGAUUCAGCUUUCAUUACUUCUUUUAUUCUUCUAGAUUCACCGGUUCAGUAACCACGAUUGUGGUACGCUUCUGUACUUUUCUUCCUAAUUGCAGAAAUAUACAGAAAAGAUGUGUGAAAUUUUCAAAUUUAAUUUCUUAUAAUUAAAUGAUAAUUCCUACCUAUCAUCUUUGACCCACAAAACUAACCAAAAAAGGAAAUUCCUUCGUGACAUUUCCAAUCGUAGAUGACCGGAAAUGACACGGUCGAGGUUCUUCGAUGGUCGAUCUGAGGUGUUCAGAAUACUUCCGAUCGCUUUAGACCAACAACCAAAAAACACCAACGCUCCUAUCAGAUAUCAUCUAGGCUUUUCAAUCCGAAAAAGCAAAACCCGAUAGUUAGUUCGUCCGGACAAAGACUAAUAUCAUAUGGAACCCAUACUUUAAAAACUAUCUUUAUAUAUCAUUCAAAAGCAUCUUAUACUUUUAAAAUAUGGGUCAAAAUCUAAUUUUAGUUAAAUUAUAGUCGGAUUGGUCAUAUUUUAAUUGUUGAAACAAGAUAUUUAAACGAUCUCUAACAUCCACAAAUGAAUAAUGAAAUUAAACUCGUGAUGUUAGCUACAUAACAUCAUAAAAUUGAGGGAUGUUGUUAUGCAUAACAUAUACUUCGUGUGGUUAAGUAUACAUUAGUUUAGUUUGAAUUGUUAGCCAGACCAAUACUUCAUGUAUCUAGCAAUCAUUUCUCUUUUUAAAAUCAUAAGCUGUAUUUUCCCAGAAGUAGCACAAAUCUCUAAUUCGCAUUUGAUACUAUUGAAACAACACCUCUUAACCAAUUACUUCCUUUAUAAUCUCCAUAAAAGUUAUAUGUUACUGUUUGACAACGUGCAUGAAGUAACACGUUGUGUGAUAUUCCUUUGAGGCUUUGAGUAUUGAAUAAACAACUUGAAUAAAAUCAUAGAAGCCCCUACGCUCGAUGAAAUUGGGACAGCUAAAUGGGAAAAUGUGUCAAGAUAACACGUAAAGGGGAGACAAUAACAAAUUUGAAUAAAACCCUUAUCAACCUCGAAGGAUGAAAAUGAAACAAACCCUAAUUAAUUAAAAAAAAUCAUCGAGCAUAUCAGUAGUUGGAUAUUCAAAUAGUUUCCAACCGUUUAAUAGAUUCCACACAUACUAGCACGUCUCCCUUUGGAAUUACCUUCCACAUUUUUUUUUAACUUACCUUUCACAUUUUUUGAGCUAGUGAAAAUGUAUAUAAGUAAUCUAAAUUACGACAGCAUUUUUGCGUUUUAUAAGAAAAUAUCAUUAAUUGUCUCUUGCAAUUUCUACAUAUUAUCAGUUCUGCAAACAAAUUAAAUGUGUAUCACCUUAAUGCACAACAAAUGGUUAUCCGUAGCAAGCACGCAAUUUCAUAGUCAGACAACAAACACAUCACAAUCUCCCUCUCUCUAUGUAUAUAUAUAUAUAUACAUCACACAUGUGGGUGUACAUAAAUUCGUGUAUAUAUGCUUUAAAUUCCGUAUAUUCAUUUUCAUCUUUAUAGAAAAAAUCCCACUCGCCAUAUAUAGUCCCUCAAUAAAUACCCCCAACCACAUUCCAUAAGCCCUCCCUCACUCUAUUCACACUCACCCUUCAUUGUAAAAGCAACAAACAGGGAAGAUUUUCAAACUAAAAUCACGUACAAACAUUUCAUUUAGGAAGAACUUGAAAAUUAUGGCGAUGAAAAAAACAAGCAAGCUAACACAAACGGCAAUGAUCAAGCAAAUCUUGAAGAGAUGCUCGAGUUUGGGGAAGAGGCAGAGUAAUGUGUACAGCGAAGAUGAAAACGGACAACCUCUUGACGUACCUAAAGGACAUUUCGUCGUCUACGUUGGAGAGAAUCGAGUCAGGUACGUUGUACCCAUUUCGUUUUUGACCCGACCCGACGAAUUUCAGCUUCUUCUCCAACAAGCAGAGGAAGAGUUUGGUUUCGAGCACGACAUGGGUCUCACUAUCCCUUGUAAAGAAGUCGUUUUCCGAUCUCUCACGUCUAUGCUCCGAUGAACAUAUCUUUUAGGGUUUUGCUUCUUUUUCUUAAAUAAUACAUUUCAAAUCGUUAGUUAGGAUGACAGAGGAAGCUGCUAAGUAAAUGCUUCUCUGUUUUAGCAAAAAUAAGUUUUAUAUGUUUUUGGCUAAUAUGGGUUUAGAGUUGUAACUUGUAAGAGUGAGACCUAACCCUUAUUUAGAGAACCCCAAUGAGAAUGAGUUAUUAUUUUUGGUUCUUUUCUCAGAUUUGUAGAAACCCAAAAACAACACAAAUUUCUGGUGAAGAUCACUCUCAUGGUUUUGUGGUUGAUGAAUGUGUACCCUGUGAGAAAGGUUUUUAAUAUUUAAUGAAUGAGACUUAAAAUUAUCAGGCUUCAGGUUUUA